GUUUAAACACCAACUAACCAAACAUAGGCCUACUAAUUCUUACUUUUACUUCAGUACCAGCAACAUCGAUUUCUCUGGCUCAGUCACCAGUGCAGCGAAGUUAAUAAGGUAUUAUUUAUGGUGUGGUCUAAUUGAAAAUUGUUAGUGGAAAUAAUGCAUUUCGUGAAUGAUUAUACUAAUACGAGCUUAUUCAUUUGUUAUAGCGCUUAUCUAAUUCUGGCUAACCCAUCAAGGUCGACUUCUUGUUAGGUACUAAAGCUAUUGCUGGCCGGGCCUAUAUCUCAAAGGAUACCUUGACUUCCCACCCUUACCUAGCUUUUCCAAGAAUCCUACUUGAUGUUUAUUCCAAACGUAUAUAGGUCCAUAGUCAAAGAUGAAGGGUUCACUCAUGUUUUGUCGUCUUUGACUGAAGAAGCCCUCCCGUUUCCUUAUUGCCCUGUGCUGUAAGUCUUAUUGAUUUUCUAGUUGUGUCUAGCCAGUGUAAGGAUUGUGAGUUACCUUUCUCAGAUGAUUAGCAAGGAACUGGAUAUUUGUUAGUGCUGCCAGAUUCGCUGAGUUCUUAUUCCCAAAACAUUUACGAAGACUACGACCUGCGUCAAACGUUUAGCCAACGCUACAUCCCUAUCGUCAUUCAACGUUUUACUUCAUGCCGUUAUUUCAUUUACCCUUUAAAAGUCCCAUUGCUUUUUCCAGUUCACCCAAGAAGCAAAGUUGAUUAGGAAUAUUCCGGAAGGGAAAAGGUUUUUCUGAGUCCACGGACAGUUGCGCUUAUCUAACCUUUGGUCAUCGACGAGCACCAAACUGUUUCUACGAAUCCAUACGUUUCCUAUCUAUAUUGAUUGAGAUAUAGCCCUUGCAACAUUUUCUAAAAAUGAUUGAUUUGCUCUGGUCUAUUGGCUUAGUUGUUUCUGCAACCGUGAUUUUUGCCUAUUUUUGGUAUGAAACUUUAAAAUCCAAAUUAACUCUUCACGACACCAAUCCGAACGCGAAAGAAAAUUCCUCAACACCCCUGAAACCAGUUGAAUCGGAAUUUCGAUCUGUAUUGUAUUCGGAAAACUGCAACUUAAAGAACAAAAUCCUUUUGGCAACAACAGAUUUUUCCAAAGUAGUAAAAGAAAGAAACGAAUUGGCUUCACAGAGAGACGAACUUCUGACGGCUGUCCGCCGCUGGCAAGAGAAGUAUGAUUUGCAGACGCUUGCAAUGAAAAGUGCGUUGGAGGAGUUUGAUGCCAUGCGUGAGGAGUACGAGCGGGAAAAAAAAGAACUGGUGUCUACCGUGUUAGCGCGUGAGAAAAACGAAGCUCGAUUCAAGUCAAAAAUUCAAGAUUUGCAGGCUGCUCUCACAACAGAGCACCUCCGAGGUGCAGCCAGUUUAAACCAAGAACUGCAAGUGCGCUCUGAACUACAAGUUAGCAAAUCACGGAUUGCUGAACUAGAGUUGCUGAAUACUCGUCAGAGAAAACGCAUUGCCCAUACAGAAUCGAGAAUAGAUUCUUUUGAAAAUCAACGACUCAAAACUUGUAAAAAGGAAGAAGAUGGCAUGUGUGACUUGAUCACAACGGAACGUUCAGAGUCCCCCCUCCCGAAAAAAACUGAUCCCCACUCCAAAGUCGAUAGUGAAGUUGUUAAAGAAGAACUCGAAGAAAAGUUACUAUCUGUGGUAACGACAAGAGAUUACGGACUUGUCUUCGGGCAAAAAGGGAAAAGAUCUGUAAGAUGCCUAUGGAGCUAUAAUUUACUGAAUACUUCCCCACCACAUGGACACAGUAAGGAUUUUAAUUAAAGCGGAAAUUUUAAUAGUCCUCUAGCCGCGGCAAAAAAAAAUAAACAAAAACAAUCCGGAUAAUUUGUCUGCCCAAGUGAAAGAUCGAAUUGAUGAUAUGCGAUUUUCGCCAAAUGACGUAUAUUUAUCGAUUCUUCGUGGAUAUUGAAAAGAGCAAAGAAAAUGCGUUUUCCCGGCAGAAUAAGUUUACUCGAGAAAAAUUGUAAGCGUAAAACUCAAAGCUGUGAUCAUGUGAUCAUUGAUUAUUUCCUAAAUAUAUCACUUAAAAUGUGUUCCGUUUUACUCGCUACUGUUGAAAUUUCCAGUUCUAGUUUUGCUGUGUCAUCUUUCGUCUAUUUGUAACGG
Messenger RNA from Daphnia pulex (common water flea), 2128 nucleotides. RefSeq lists its product as uncharacterized. The coding region runs from base 872 to 1783 and encodes 303 amino acids. The record is from RefSeq and is a predicted model, not a curated record. Lineage: Eukaryota; Metazoa; Arthropoda; Branchiopoda; Diplostraca; Daphniidae. The transcript has 2 exons.